AUGUCAUAUAUGAAUAUUGCUUUCGGACUGCAUACUUUAGAUGAAAAUGAAUUCUGUGAUUCUACUGAGUCUAAAUAUAUUGAGCCUUCGUUUCUAAUAGACAAUCAUGGCAUCCCUAUGGAAUCUGGGAGACAAUGGAUAAUAGUCCUUAUUUGUCCAAUAUUGUCAGCUUUGUUUUUAUUCUGGGGUGUAAAAGCUAGGAUGAACCACAAAACUACAACAUUCGAUUCUGUCGUCCUUUUCACUAAUGCUUUUAUCAAUAUAUUGAUAUUGAUAGACUAGUUCUUGUAUUGUCAUCAAAUGUUUUUAAUAACUUCCUAUACUGUGGUUUCUACUAUGUCACUUUACAUUUUCUUCAAAUUUUCAAGAAUAGUAUUCUAUUUACUAGAAAAGAGAAACCUUGUAAAAAUAGUGCUUCUACCUUAUUCAAUAACUGUGACGACAUUAAUUGCAUUGAUGGAACUAUUGGCUCUUAUUGGAAGCAUCACCGAGGGUGAAAAUGAUGAUCCUAAUGAAUACAGUUAUUACUGGAACGUGAUAAAAAUUGCAUCUAUUGUCAUAAAUACAAUCAAUUUUGUGGCUGUAUUCUUGAUCUAUAGAAUAUUUACCAAGAACAGAGAGGAAAAAAUGAAGAAGGAAAUCGAUCGAGAGACUUUUGCCUCUAAUUUCAUAGAUAUGAGAAUAAAUCAAUUAAAAUAUCUUUCAAUAGCGUAUUUAGUCUUUACUAUUUACGGAAUCAUCUAAAUGAUUCUACUAUAUUCAAUUCCAAACUUAGUCUACCUUAAAUGCUUUUAAAAUUGCAAUGUUCCCUAAGAUGAUGAAUCAGCAGCGUACUUGCUGAUUUCAACAAUAAUGUUCAUAUAAAUGACCAUUGCACUAGCUUACAUAUUCUAUAUUCUCCCCAGGAACUUCAAUAUCAGAUUGCGAAACCGAGACUCAUUGCAUGCUAGUUUUGGAAUUAAAUUAGACAUUGAUGAAGAUAAUCAUGAAGAUAAAAAUUCUAAUAAGCAUAAUGAAAUGUAAAAGAAUUCAGGUGACUUCUAAAAAUUUGAAGGUGAUGAACUAGAACUCAUAAAUGAACUUAAUUUAAACUACAGCCAAAAUGUAAAACGCUCAUCAAAUGCUUCUGGAAAAUAACUAAUUGCAACAAUAGAUCCCAAUCAAUUUUUAGCAGGAAAUCAAUCUUAAGUCUACCAGCAUGUUUAACUAGACUUAUCAUUGGACAUUUAAACUAAUAGUCAUAGCUAUACAAUAAACGAUGAUGAUUCUUAUAAAUAAGAACAGUAAAAGCUUGCUAGUAAAAAGAAGAGAUCAAAAUUAAAUGCUAUUACCGCUAACUCCAGGUCCUCACUAGUUUGA
Molecule: messenger RNA, 1359 nt
Organism: Stylonychia lemnae
Lineage: Eukaryota; Ciliophora; Spirotrichea; Sporadotrichida; Oxytrichidae
Source: the annotation of a GenBank genome assembly